Phycomyces blakesleeanus NRRL 1555(-) is the source of this 1911-nucleotide messenger RNA. RefSeq lists its product as hypothetical. The record is from RefSeq and is a predicted model, not a curated record. Gene Ontology annotation, molecular function: protein binding. The transcript has 2 exons. The coding region runs from base 1 to 1911 and encodes 636 amino acids. Lineage: Eukaryota; Fungi; Mucoromycota; Mucoromycetes; Mucorales; Phycomycetaceae.
AUGUUAUUAUCAGAGCUACCACCCGAAAUUCUUACCCAAAUUGCUGAACUUCUAACUGCAACAGACAGGCGUUCUUGUGGUCUGGUGUGCAAGGGAUGGAAAUACCCAUUUCAAAGGGUUCUGUGGAGAGACACACGGAUCGGUUCCCCUGAAUAUAUCAGCGAAAUUAUCGAACAUGUUAAAUAUCCCCAAUAUUUAUUCAUACCAUGCCUCUUUGUCCAUAGUCUACGACUAUACAAAUAUUACUAUGCAUCAGAAAUAUCAGAUGUAAAAUUCUCUGAAAUAUUCAGAUACAUGCCAAACCUGAAGCGCCUAGAGAUAUCCAUUAUGCCAAGUAUUAUGCCUAACACAAAGAUAACAAGAACAGAAAAAAUAUGGACGUCUCUGGAAAGUCUGAAAAUACAAUACGGAAGUAAAUGCGAACAGAAAUCAGAAAAUCUACUAAACCUUGUAAAUGCCUGUAACAUGCUCCAGGAAUUAGAAAUAAUUCGAAAAGGACGGCCCUUUGGCGUAAUAUUUAGCAUGGAUGACUUUGACAGCAUGCACCAAAACUUGCAGAGCCUAUCGUCUAUUAGCAUUGAAAUGUAUCUCAAUUCUGAAUUUUCAGCUAAACUGGACACUAUCCCAAACACGACACCAGCUUUUGCCAAAGAGCUCAUACCCGUAGACGAAUUUGGAAAUGACUAUAAGACAAUCUGGGAUCCUUUGUGGCUGUACUAUUUCGGAUACAAGUAUCCAAACCUGCGUUCCCUAAAGCUAUAUGCUACGGACAUACGUAGAAACGCAACAAAUUGGGACGAGAGGCAAGCAAUUAUAUCUCGUUUUCAAUUCAAUCCAAAAGCAUUUAGAUGCCUGGAAACAUUCAGCUUCACAACCGACAGUUAUUUUUCAUUUUCCGACUUUGUUUUGUGGGAAUUGUUUUAUGCAUUAAGAGUUCCUCUUAAGCAUCUGGUCUUAGAUGCAACAAAAAGCGAAGAAGUAGACGAUUCGCACCCAAUUGAUGUGAACAGAAUCUUACAAUCGUUUUCUAAAACACUCAAGAGUCUUUCGGUUACAGGGUUUAUAUAUAAUGCUAGGGACCAAGAUCCGACUUUCAGAUUAUCUUCUUAUUAUCCGCUUUUGACGAGUCUUUGCAUCAGUGGCAGCAAUGUGUUUCUUAAUCUGGAUAAUUUAUUGGACAAAUUUGCGACUCUCAAACAGCUGAAAUUUCGUGGUGAAAAAUUGGUCAUUACUCCAAUCACGACAACAGAGAAGUCAAAACAGAAGCAGCAGAAACAUAGACUGGAGAUCUUGACGCUAGAGAGAUGUGCUGCAGACGUUAAAGUAUUUAAUUACAUCUCUUUCAGGUGUAGAAGUUUGAGACAUAUGACUUUGAAUACUUUGCACGCCACAGGAUCUAUUUCUGAAAAAACUGGAUGUUUGUUACUCGAUAUGCCACAUACUUUUUUGAAGACUCUGAACAUCGGUCAGGUUCGAUACAGCACAUCAUACGAAGAAUUGGGUACAAAAGAUGAUAUCUGUCUGACACUCCUGUCUCAAUUGAACAAUGCUCCAUUGUCAGAUGAAAAGAACGAAACAGAGCAAAAUAAGAUGGAUUCAGUAUACCCUAUAUCAGCGAUUCACAAUAUUGAUUGGCUCUAUACAUAUGAUUCCAAUGAAGGCCAAGGCAUAGACUCCCUAGAAACUAAAAAGCUCUCCAAGGAAGAAACCAACAUCGCACUUGAAUACUAUAAAAACUUCCAGUCCAACAAAAUCAAUCAAAUUUCAGAAGAGGACAACUCAUAUAACGGAGAGGACCCAAAGGCCGGCUGGGAAUACGAACUCUACAAAGGAUACGGUGAAUUGAGACUUGGCAAGAUUGAAGUUGGCUCUUUUAUAUGUGCUCCAGACGGUUACAUUUUUAAGAAAUAG